AAAAAAUAAUUAAUUUUUUAUAAUUGACUAAAAUGACGCCAUUUCACUCUCUGAUGCUGUUGACAGUCGGAGUCGUCAUGGCGAUGAUGGUCUCCCGGACGAUUGGGGCGCGCGUGGUGAGCGGUCAGACGGUGUGUUUGGGAGGUCCGGAGCGCCCCUGUUAUAAGAUCGCAUAUUUCCACGACGUGUCCAGUCGUGUGGCGUUCAGGGAGGCGGGUCAGGCCUGCGAGAUGGACGGGGGGACGCUGCUGAGCAUCGAGAGUCCGGCCGAGCAGAGAGACAUCGAACACCUGCUGCAGGAGCUGCGUUCAGGAGCAGUGGGCGGAGCUGGAGAUGUAGUGGGUGGUGUUAGAGGUGAAGUGGGCGGAGCUGCAGGAACAGUGGGCGGAGCCAGAGGUGCAGGAGGAGGGAUAGCUGACGGUGAUUUCUGGAUUGGUUUGACUCGAGUGGACGGAGACGAUCAGAUUCAUCCUGAACUCAGCAACACCUUCACUUCCUGUCCAGAGCUCUACUACUGGACAGACGGAAGCCCCGCCUCCUUCAGGAACUGGUACUUUGACGAGCCGUCCUGUGGAGGAGAGGCCUGCGUCGUGAUGUAUCAUCAGCCAACUGCACUUCCUGGUCUGGGCGGGGCUUAUCUCCACCAAUGGAACGACGACCGCUGCAACAUGAAACACAACUUCAUCUGCAAAUACCAACCAGAUAGCCAACUUGGCAAGACUCAGAUUGACACACCAGUUGGGCGGGGCACAGAGGCCACAGGUGGAGGUGUGGUCACACCGUCAGCAGGUGAGAAGGUUCCCCCUCAGGUGACCGUAGCUGGAGCUUCAGGUGUGCUGCUCGUCUACAUCAUCAUUCCCACAAUCCCCCUGCUGCUGCUCAUCCUGGUGGCUUCUGGGACAUGUUGUUUUCAGAUGCUCAGCAGGAGCUCUCCUCAAACAAAGACUGCUGUCGACCAAUCAAACCUGUGGAUCUCUACAAACCCCAAACCAGAUGGCAUGGAGGUCUGACAUCACAGUGACAUCACAGCUCAGCCAAUCAGCUUCACAGCAGGGAAAUGUUGACAUAUGGAAGUUGGCAUGGAUUGGACAGGACAUUGAUGUCAUCACAGCCUCGCAAACACACAAAAACCUGCUUCAGUUACACAACACAUGAAAUACACAAAACAACACAACACUUCAGUCCCCUCCUACAUCCUUCACUUCCUUUCCUCGUCCUACAU
This is a messenger RNA of Labrus mixtus (cuckoo wrasse), 1222 nucleotides long. It is a transcript of the gene chodl, whose product is annotated as chondrolectin. Gene Ontology annotation, cellular component: cytoplasm. The coding region runs from base 33 to 1010 and encodes 325 amino acids. Gene Ontology annotation, biological process: positive regulation of axonogenesis. NCBI's taxonomy places the organism in Eukaryota, Metazoa, Chordata, Actinopteri, Labriformes, Labridae. The transcript has 8 exons. The record is from RefSeq and is a predicted model, not a curated record.